CGACGGUCUAAAGAUAGUAUUUACACUCAGUCGGACCAUUUGACCUCUGCUUUGUACGAACAAUAGCAGCAGUGUCAUCGAAAAGAAUUGUCGAAUUGCACAGGAAGUAUCGUGCUUGCAAGUGGCACAAAACCGAACCUACAGAAACGAGAAAUAUAACAACUGGAGUGCAAGAUGUCCGGUGACGACGAACCMGAAUGGGACAGCGAUGCUAGAAGCGAGAGCAGCGGAGGAGAAGAAAGCAGCUUCGAUGACGAAGGAGCGGAAGAAGGCUCUUUCGACGAAGGAACCCAAGACGGAUCUAUCGAUGCCGGAACAGAAGAUGGAUCUAUCGAUGCCGGAACAGAAGAUGGAUCAUACGAAGACGUCGGCGACGAAGGAGAUGAAGUAGAGAGCAUGGGCUCCGACGUAGCCGAAGAAGUCGAGCAGGGAUUCGAGUCGGGCUCCGAAGAAGGACCCGAAGAGGGUUCGUUCCAAGACGACGAGUCCGGAGAUGACCCGUACGAGUCCGAAGAAGAUCAGAGCCACAACGAUUCGGAAUCGAGCGAGGUCAGCCAAGACAGCAGCGAAGACGAAGACCCUUUCGAAGACGAGGAGGCAGGAGCCAUCCUCAACAAGAACUUGUCUUCGGGAUCCUUGAUGAACGAGCCAGACGAAAACGAAAAACCCAAAUGGGCAAAGCUCGUCCCUGCGGCCAUCCUCGCAUUUGGCAUCUGGGCGGCGGUAGCCUUUUGCUGCUGCAUCAUUUUCAUUCCCUUGAUGGUAAUCAUCAUCCCCCUGGCGGUUUUGCUUCCCGGCGGAAAUGAUGGCGCCGUUCCGUUUGAUGACGGUACGAUGAAGAACAUCACCGGUGUCAUGGACAAUACGGACUUUUUGACCUCGAUUCCUACCGCAUCUCCCACCAUCGCGAAUGUAAUCACGAAUCCCACGGUGUCCCCCGAGACCCCACAGAGUCAACCUACGGUGCUGGAUUCGGGCGCCGACACUACCAUCUACCGCGACGGGGUGCUGUCGGAAUCUGCUGCGGGCAACGAAGAUACCAUGCUGGUCCAAAGCGGCGUUGCGGGAAACGACGAGCUUCCUUCUGCGUAUGCCCUGGUGCAAUUCGAUGGCAAGCUCAACAUCGAUGGCGAUAUGACCGUGGCAGAAUACCUCAAUGCCAUCCCCGAUGCCGUGGUGGACUUCUGUUUCAACGUCGCCACCGAUGGGGAUGGGGGAACGCCAGGCCAGACAUUCAGCACCUGUCUCCUUGCCCCCCCGACUGAAGACAUCGAACAACUGACCGGUGCCAGCGCGGAUUAUAGAAUUCCCGAGUCUUGUUUGAACGGAGCCGUGGAAGAUUUCCAGGUCACUGCUGACUCUAAAGAUGUGUGUGUCAACGUUGCCGAUAUGCUGAGAACACCCCCCGCUCUCCCCGAGAUCGGUGACGGGAAUCCACCGGCUUUGAGGGGCCGCGCCCUCCAAGAGACAACGCUCCCCCCGGACGCGCUUCCGGAAGAGCUUGCGGACGCUCCGGUGGCCAGGAAUCCAGAAGGCGCGGGCCGAGACGUCAGCUUUUUGUUCAUCAUCGAUGCCGUGGAAGAAUUCGACGGGCCUGGAACCCGCUUUUACACGAACGCCGACCCAGACCGCGGUCCAACACUAACGAUCCCUCCUAUGCAAGACGACGACAAUGGGGGAGGUGAAGGCGCAGGCGCAGGUGACAACUGCCUUCGUACGUUAUUGGUGUUUGUCGACGGUGUCUGUCUGCCGAUAGCCUUAAUCCUGGCGACAAAACUUUACGGUGCCAAACCUUCACUCUCACAAUGUCCUUCUUUUUUUUUUCUUUACACCGAUUCCCUUACAGUUGACUACGUUUGUGGAACUGCCGAGCUCUCGAAACUUUGCGGUUUCAUCGAACAGGCAGGCCUGGAUGCGGUCUUGAGCGUUCCGGACCCCGAGAAUCCGUUCAGGACUAUCUUUGCACCAACGAACUCGGCCUUCGAUAAUCUCGACGAGAGCAUCAGCGCCGCUCUCGCUGACAACGAUGCCCUCACCGAUGUGUUGCUGUACCACAUUGUGAAUGGGGAUGCCAGUAGCUCAAAUCUCGGUUGUGGCGAGUCCCUCAAAAUGGGGACCAUGUCGAAUACCACAACCUUUUGUGGUCCAGGCGACGUAUAUUAUCAGAUUGGAAACGGCGUCUCGCCCGGAGUGAAUACCCUUCCGAAAAUUCUCGACGCCGACAUCGAAGCUUGCGACGGUGUCAUCCAUACGAUGGAGGAGGUUUUGAUUCCAGGGUACGUUGUGUGGCUUCAGCCUGCUGCAGCGGUAUAUAUAGUCUGGUAAUAUCCGACGAAAAAAUUCUAACAUUGCCAACAUCGCAAAAUUUUAUUUGCAUACUUUCUGCUGCUUCAUGCACAUUUUGCAACUCUCCUUUUUCACAGCGAUACCUCUGGAAACUUGACAUGCGUUACGGAAGGAAACCAGACUCUUAGUACGUCUAAAAUGAUACGAUCCGGAUUAGAAAUGUUUGUUAUCAUCUGAUGCCAUCGAUUUUUCUAACGUAUUCUCCAUUUGUCCAUUGCCAUUCAUUUUUUAGUCGAAAUGAUUUGCGAAUCCGAAGACCACAAAACGUUUUGUGAAUCACUACAAAGCACGGGAUUGGACAAUGUCCUAGCAGAGGGAAGGUUUACGGUAUUUGCCCCAACCGAUACGUCUUUCUCAUCCGAGACAUUGGCCCCAGAAAUUCUUACUUUUAUUCUUCUACAGCAUGUCAUUUCCGGAAGCGCCAUUUCCUCUUCUGAUCUAUCUUGUGAUCAGGAAGUUAUGAUGGCGACUGGCGAGCCCAGUAAAAUUACAUGCGGAGAAGAAAGUGUGUUCUUCAUCGGCGGGGAUGGCAACGUUGACCCAGAGACUCUACCUACUAUAAUAGCUCCAGAUCUCUUGGCAUGCAAUGGUAUCAUUCAUAGUAUCGAUCAAUUGAUUCUCCCUGAGUAAGUGUGACGUGAUCAUUUGAUUUCAUGAAUAUAUUACAUCGAAAAGACUGUUGUUUGUCUCUGGCUUUUUGUAAGUUGUUCUUUUUUCUCACACGUUUUCCUCUUCUAACCAACCUACAACAACAGAAUCAGCGAAACGGUCGACGAAGAUGGUGAUGACAUGGAUGACAUUGCCGGCGAAUUUGCGCCUUGUGGCAUCUGUGAACCCGGUCUACAGAUAUCUGAACUGGUUGCUGAAGUCGAGGUUCCGGAUAGCGUUGGCUUGGUCGGAAUAUCGGGCUCAAUGAGUUGUAAAGCAGCUGAGGAUCUUUGUCUGGGCGGUUUUUGCAGUCCAGAAACUUGCGCCGAGUUUGCUGGAGGUCUCAGCGCAGCUUGUGGUUGCAAAGAGACCGCUUCGGUGGUUGCAUUUCUCGGUGAUAGCCCCGACACGUAUUCCUCUUUUUUGGAUUUCUUGAAGUUAUCCGAUUAUGCUUCGUUAAUCUUUACGAACUCAAACCCUAUCACAGUGUUGGCUCCAAACAAUGCUGCGAUCGAAGCUCUCACUGCUGAAUCACCGGAUGUUGUUGCUCAAUUGGCUACACCUGAAUGGAUCGUGCACCUUGAAGACAUUUUGGGAUAUCAUGCCAUUGACGGUGCCCUUCCCUCAACGGAUAUAACCGAUGGCCUCGUUCAGACUGCCCUGAACGAAGAAGAGCUUACCUUCAGCUUAGAUGGCGCUGAUGUUGUGAUCAAUUCCGGAGAGGCAAAGGUAAUCGAUGCCGAUGCUCUCCCGGAAAAUGGUGUCAUUCACACCCUUGAUUCCGUUCUGCUUCCUUCUUGGGUUGGUCAGAAUCUUUUAGAUGUGGCGCAGGGCAUUGACGACCUGGCUACAUUGAUGACUUUUGCUGGCGAAACAAACCUUGCGACACUCCUUUCCGAGCCCGGCCCGUACACCAUUUUUGCCCCUUCGAACGAGGCGGUUCAAGAAUUGCUUCAGAUGGGCAUCGAUCCUUCUCUUAUCGACAUCGAAUCCGUCCUCUCUUACCACAUCGUGCCCGGUCUCUACCCCGCUUCCACAAUAACGGACGGCCUUGCGCUGGCUACAAUGCAUGGAGAAGAUGUGAUUUUGAAUGUGAUGGGUUCGACCGCCACGGUCAUGGGCGAAAGGAUAGUCGACACGGAUAUUCUCGCCAACAAUGGUAUUAUCCAUGUGAUCGACGGAAUUUUGUUACCCAGCGACAUGGAGUUACCCAUCCCCGAUGGUUUGCCUCCCCCCCCAGACAUGAGUGGUGCCCAGACGCAGUCCUGCAGUAUUUGCUCUCGUGCUUUCUCUGGUGUGAGACUAGAUUCCUUCACCCUAACGAAUCCCGACGCCGUCAUUUCGAUUCCCGAGGGCAUGUCGAUACCCACAUUUACUGGCACGGAGGGUACCUGUGCUGAGAUUGAAGAUUUGUGCCAGAUUGGCUAUUGCGAUGCCCAGUUAUGCGACACAUUUGCCGUCUAUGGUGCAAGUAAUACGUGUGGAUGCGAGGUGUAAAAACGCGACGUUAGCCUUGCAUAUUGUUGGAAACGUUUCGACUGAUGCAAUAACUGACUGCAGAGUGCUACCAGUUGUAUUCGGGACGAGUUCUUGGCGUGUGACCUUGUAAUAUAUAUAUUUAAAUACA
Molecule: messenger RNA, 4621 nt
Organism: Pseudo-nitzschia multistriata
Lineage: Eukaryota; Bacillariophyta; Bacillariophyceae; Bacillariales; Bacillariaceae
Source: the annotation of a GenBank genome assembly